CCAAACUGGGCUUCCGUACUGUCACGUGAUUGGCUGUUUUUUCCAGUCAUCUGAUUGGCUGCUGCAGCUGAGGCAGUGUUUUCAAUCUGCGGAACAGGGAAGUGACUGACGGACGGAGGAAAUGUAACUUCAGUCGUAUUUAGUUUGUUAUUGACAGAAAUAAACACCGACAACUUCCAGUUCAGACGCACGGUGACCUGCUGUUGCUGCUCGGCCUCGUCUCUGUCAUGUUCCCCUCUCUUUGAAACGAAGCCUGUCGAACUUUUUCUUCGGCUUUCUUCGGCUGAAGCAGUUGUUUACAGUUGUUUUACACCGGAGACUAACGAUGGGAGACAGACGGUCGGUUCAUUCGCUGGUGGUUGUCGUGUUUGUUCUCAGCUGUCCUCCGGUGUUGGCGGCUCGGAGGCCUCACGUCGUCUUCGUCCUGGCCGAUGACUUCGGCUGGUACGAUGUCGGCUACCACAGCUCGGAGAUCAGGACUCCAAACCUGGACAAAGUUUCCGCCACGGGAGUCCGCCUGGAGAACUACUACGUCCAGCCUCUGUGCACCCCCUCCAGGAACCAGCUCAUGACCGGGAGGUACCAGAUCCACACAGGCAUGCAGCACCAGAUCAUCUGGCCCUGUCAGCCGUACUGCGUGCCCCUGGAUGAGAAACUGCUGCCCCAGCUGAUGAAGGAGGCGGGGUACGCCACACACAUGGUGGGCAAGUGGCACCUGGGCAUGUACAAGAAGGACUGCCUGCCCACACGCCGCGGCUUUGACUCAUAUUUUGGUUACCUGACGGGCAGCGAGGAUUACUACACCCAUAAGCGCUGUAGCCCCAUCUCUGCCCUGAACCUGACUCGCUGUGCGUUGGACCUGAGGGACGGAGAGGAGGUCGCCACCGGAUACACAGGAGCCUAUUCAACUGAGCUGCUCAGCCAGAGAGCCAUCAGCGUCAUCGAAAAACACAACUCUAACAAGCCGCUCUUCCUCUACGUGGCGCUGCAGGCCGUCCACUCACCGCUGCAGGUGCCAGAGCGCUACACGGCCCCGUACAGUUUCAUCAAAGACCACCAUCGCAGGCUCUACGCCGGCAUGGUGUCGGCCAUGGACGAGGCGGUGGGCAACAUCACCCUGGCUUUGCAGAAGACGGGGCUUUGGGACAACGUGGUGCUCGUGUUCUCAACAGAUAACGGAGGUCAGACACUGACCGGCGGCAGCAACUGGCCACUGCGAGGCAGGAAGUGGUCACUGUGGGAAGGUGGAGUCCGGGGAGUCGGAUUUGUCGCCGGCCCGCUACUCGAACGACCCGGAACCGUCAGCCGCGAACUGAUCCACGUCUCUGAUUGGCUGCCGACGCUCGUUGGCCUGGCAGGCGGGAGCACCAACACCACAAAGCCCCUGGACGGAUUCGACGUCUGGAACACAAUCAGCAAAGGGUUCGCCUCACCCAGAGUGGAGCUGCUGCACAACAUCGACCCUCUGUACAAUGAUAUCGCUCCGUGCCCUGGCAGGGAGCGUCGGUUAACUUUGGCUCAGGUGGUCAGCGGAGACUCCCGGGCCAACUCCGGCUUCAAUGUGUCCAUUCACGCCGCCAUUCGAUCCUCAAACUGGAAGCUGCUGACUGGCUACCCAGGUUGCGACGUCUGGUUCCCGCGGCCCGGCCACAACGGCUCCGAGUCGACUCCCUCCGAACGGGAUCCACUGAAGUCUGUGAUGCUGUUUAAUAUAGAAAAGGAUCCAGAGGAGAGGGUGGAAGUGUCUGCUCAGUUCCCCACAGUGGUGGAUCAUCUCCUCAGUCGGCUCCGCCACCACCAGAAAAACGCUUUGCCCAUAAACUUCCCAGAUGAAGACCCCAGGUGUGACCCGGGCCCCACGGGAGCCUGGGGACCCUGGGCUUAGCCGGAGGUGACGGUGAUGAACAUUAUGAAGCACUUUGUUUUAACUGUGUUUGCUGUGAAUUACAGCAGGAAUCUCUUCUGUGGAGAACUUUUUAUUUUUUAUUUUUUACUGAAUGAUGAUUUAAUGUAAUGUCGGUCGAUCUAAAAGACAUUUUAUUCCAUCAACCAAAUAUUUCAAGCCUCUAAAUCAGAUCGCUCAGGUUUUUUAAAGGAAAAUAUUUUCAGUUGCUUUCUUUUUUUCUCAACAACCAAAGCAGAAGCUCGGCAGGUCGUGUCAUUCACAAAGUGACUGACAGAUCGAUCUCUGCGUCCCAGGUCGAUAGCGAUUGCGUAAACCGUGUUAGCUACACAUGCUGCUGAUUUGUAAAGACUGUCUCCCCGCUGUUUCAGGUAUUUGCACUUCGUUUUUCUGCUGUUGAGAAGCCGCGGGCGUCUGGAAUGAGUCAGACACAAAGCUGCACAGAAAUAUCAGAGUCUUGAGAAAAAUAUUUCACCCAUUAAACAAUGGUGAAGAUAUUUUUGAGCUUUUUAAGGAUUGCACAGGAGAGCUGCACUAAUCAAUAUUUUUUUAUAUUGACAAUUGAUGAAGUGACUGGUAACAAUUUCUUCCUUAACUUUUGAGUACAGAACGAUGUGUAACCGAAUCACAGUCACUGAUGGGGGGUGAUGGAGACCAAAACAUGGCUAAAAGGACAGCAAAUGUCUGAUUUACACAUGCUACUGUGGCAAGUGGCCAAAAAUAUCACUUAUUGCAGAUUUUAAAUGCGCUUUAAAUGAGCUGUGCUCUACUUUUUUGUUUUGUUUGUUUUUUAGUAAUUGUGCACACCACUGUUUGUAAGUGUCAACGGGUUGUAGAUUAAGAUUAGCUAUAAGAAAUACAUCAUAAACAGGGUAAGAUGUGGUAAAAAUGUUUGUAAAACAGACUGAAAAUUAUGAAUGUGUGGACAGUUUGAACAGUAUACAGCUAAUUAAAAGUGGUCUUCUUCAGCUCGCUUGUUUCCCUCAUCGUUGCCUCUAAGUUAACGAUGAGUAGGUGCUAAAUGAGUUAGCGGUUAGCGGUGUAUUUCUGCUUUUCGAGGCUGAAAAUGUGAGGAAUUUCUUGUGGACUUCAGGCAUCUCAUAUGUUAUGGCUUCAGAAAUAACUCCCACAUGCCCGUCAUUCAUGAAUGUAUCGUUCUCAUGAAGGAUAAAGUUGUUUAAGGUCAAAUAUCUUCUGUGCUGCUGAUGUUGUUCCAUAUACUGAAGUCAAAACCGCGAUAGAGAACGAGCAGGUUAAAAGGUAAAAUUCAGUUACUUCCAAACGGGUCAUUUGCAUAUUUGGAGUCUGAGUGGGAGAAACUAAUUUCCUUAAUACAUACACCCUGUUUGACCUUUAGCCCCUUGGUGUUUGACCUCCCACUGGCAGCAGCAUGCAGACUACCACAGGAAAUGCUCCCUGCAGAGAGUGGGCGGCCCCGUCCUAAUGUGGGCUGUGACCCUUAACCCGCUGCUGUGAAUUGAUUGGCAGCUGAGCAAAGCAAACAACACCGCUGGAGCCGUCCGACAUCAGCAGGUAUAGUUAUGUCACUGGAGUCGGUUUCCUGUAUAGAUGUGUUUGUGUUUGUGUUUAUCAGACCAGUUCUUCGUGUCGGAGUCUGGUCUGAGCUGGUCUUUGCUGUUUGUACAGUAGAAUAUCACAUGAUACUCCUUCGCUGAGCUGGAGAUAAUGUGAGGCUGCUGCUUUUCACAACCAGACUCCUCUUAUAGAGACAGAGAGACGCUUAAAGGAAUAGGAACAUUUUGGGGAAAUUGUUUGAUAAGGCUCUUUAUUAUAUUAUAUAUAUUAUAUUACAAAGUAUAUUAUAUUAUUGUUGACAUUAAAGGGAAGUUCUGGGAUUUUUACGACAUUUUUCAUAUGAAUUUAGAUUUUCAUACAUUUAGAAAAAGGAAGGAAACAAAAUGAGUUUGUGUAAUGUUUGGUUUUUAUUUGGAAGGCUGCGAACAGGGGGAAACGACUAGCUUAGCUCUGUCUAACAGUGAGGAAACAAAGGGCCAUAAGCUUCCCUGAAGUUAGCACAGUACAGCUUGUUUUGUUUGCUCGUUGCAAAACCUGAGGUUUAUUUAAGUGUAAACAAUAAUUAAUGGUUUUAUUUACAUUAGAAAAAACAGUCACUGCAUCUGGCAAAGAAAUAAUUCAGCACAUAAAACCACAACUUGCCGUUUUUAUACAUACUAUUUUUUAUUUAUAUAACAUGUUAACUAGCUGCUGGGACAUUUAGCUGUGUCCCCUGUUUGCAGUUUUUAUGCUAAGCUACGCUAACAGCUCAGAUUGACAUGACGAGCUAACACUGUUGAAAUUGUUGAACUGUUCCUUUAAGGAUGUUUGGAAACUAUGUCGUAAAUUAAGAAAGCAUUAACGAGUAGUGUGACAAAUUAAUCUUUUAAUUAAUUUUUCCAGAGCUUUCAGCCGUAUAACACGGUCUUCAUCAGUGGGCGGAUUUUGCUCAGUUGUCGUGGAGAUGGUUUUGAUAACCUGUGUCUUAACAGCUGUGAUUUAAAGCCUUGGGAAAAAAGGAAGUAAGCGGACCUUUAGCUGGGAUUGUUUCUCGUCCAAGGCCCAGAUUGAACUUUGAUGCUUAAUUGAUGAGAGGAGAUUUUAGGUCGUGUUCACCUGAAUUAUUUAUUCCUUCCCAGUCGUCCCAUAUGGCCGGCCCCCAGGCGACUGCGUGGUGCCAGAUACUCGCUUAAAUUUUUAAAUCUAAAAUCUAAUCUACAUUUUUUUUGUCAAUUAUUGUGUCUUUUUAACAAUAGGCGGUUUUCUAAUUUUACAUCGAGUGACUGUAUGAACUCGUACAAGUGUGUAUGUGCUUUAAAACCCAGAGUGGCUGUUAAACAGAAUUUAUUUAAACAGGGAUUUUGGUAAUGGAUGACGACCAGUGUACCACAUGAUUAUUUUACGUUUCUGAGAAAACACUUCUCAUGCUGCUGAGGCUAUAAAUUUGUCACUAGCUUGUACUGUUAGUUUACUCUGCAAUCAAAACUCUGCACUUCAGCAUGAUGGGAUAAUUUAAUCAUUUAAUUAGACGUUGCCACGGCUCAGCAUUCACCUAAAACCGAGGCCUGCGAGUUUUCUGAGCUCGGCUGCAGACCGCUCUCACACUCCUCAUACCCGCUCUGUG
This is a messenger RNA of Seriola dumerili (greater amberjack), 5042 nucleotides long. It is a transcript of the gene arsb, whose product is annotated as arylsulfatase B. The record is from RefSeq and is a predicted model, not a curated record. The coding region runs from base 326 to 1885 and encodes 519 amino acids. Lineage: Eukaryota; Metazoa; Chordata; Actinopteri; Carangiformes; Carangidae. The transcript has 8 exons.